CUCUGCUUCCGCCUUGAUAACGCCCUGGUGGGAGCUCUCAUAGGUCGAGGCGGAACUAGAAUACGAGAACUUGAGGAUUCUUCAGGUUCCAGGAUAAAGGUUAUAAAAGGAAACAAUGAUGCUGAAGUGAAGAUUUUUGGCAGCGUUGCUGUGCAAAAUAAAGCCAAGAUGUUGAUUGACAAUGCUCUUGCAAGUUCUGGACAAAACUACGUUAGAAGUGGGACUGAGAAAGAUUCCAUCAAACAGCAGCAUUUUGGUGUUAACUCUGCAGAAGAAGACUUGGACAUAACCAAACCUGCGAAUGCCCCAAUGAAAUCAGUGAUUGACUGGGCCUCUCUUCGAAAAAAUGCAGCUAAAUAUGAAGCCAUGAAGUGGGCAGGCUUGCCUCCAGUUGAGAAAAACUUCUAUAAAGAAUCGUCAAGGACUGCAUCUAUGUCGCAGGAGGAAGUGGAAAUGUGGCGGAAAGAAAACAAUAACAUCAUUUGUGAUGACUUAAAAGAAGGUGAAAAGCGCUGUAUUCCCAAUCCGGUUUGUAAAUUUGAAGAUGCAUUUGAGCUUUAUCCUGAUAUUAUGGAUAAUAUAAGGAAAGUUGGUUUUCAAAAUCCUACACCAAUUCAGUCUCAGGCUUGGCCGAUCAUACUCCAAGGAAUCGAUCUUAUUGGUAUAGCACAGACUGGUACCGGGAAGACAUUAGCGUACCUGAUCCCUGGAUUCAUUCACUUGACUUCACAACCACUAUCCAAGGAUCAGCGAGGGGGGCCAGGAAUGCUAGUCCUUGCUCCCACUCGAGAACUGGCGCUUCAAGUAGAGGCAGAGUGUUUGAAGUACGCAUACAAAGGAAUUAAGAGUAUUUGCAUAUAUGGUGGUGGGGACCGAAAAGGACAGAUAGACAUGGUUACCAAAGGUGUGGAUAUUGUUAUCGCUACUCCUGGCAGACUGAAUGAUCUUCAAAUGAGCAACUUCAUAAAUUUGAGGAGCAUAACAUACUUGGUUUUAGAUGAGGCUGACAGAAUGUUGGAUAUGGGAUUUGAACCUCAGAUAAUGAAGAUCCUGAUAGAUGUGCGGCCUGACAGACAAACUGUUAUGACAAGUGCUACUUGGCCUGAUGGUGUUCGUCGCCUAGCAAAAUCCUAUUUGAAAAAUCCUAUGAUUGUAUAUGUUGGCACUCUUGACUUAACGGCAGUAAAUACAGUUGAACAGAGAGUUGUUGUUAUCGAUGAGGAAGAAAAAAGAGCUUUCGUGCAAGACUUUGUAGAGUCAAUGAAGCCAAAAGAUAAGGUCAUCAUUUUUGUGGGGAAAAAAAUUACAGCUGAUGAUUUAUCAAGUGAGUUUAGUCUCCAAGGAAUUCCAGUACAGUCACUUCAUGGUAACAGGGAACAGUAUGAUCGAGAACAGGCUUUAGAUGACUUUAGGAAAGGCAAAGUCAGAAUACUGGUAGCUACUGACUUAGCAUCCCGUGGCCUUGAUGUGCAUGAUAUCACCCAUGUUUUCAACUUUGACUUCCCUCGCAACAUCGAAGAAUAUGUUCAUAGAAUAGGUCGCACUGGAAGAGCAGGACGUACUGGAGAGGCAGUAACACUUAUCACUAGGAGCAAUUGGAGGGUUGCGUCUGAGCUGAUUGAAAUUCUGGAAAGAUCAAACCAAGCGGUUCCUGAUGAGCUUAUUGUCAUGGCAGAAAGAUACAAACAAUUUCAACUCAAGAAAGAAAUGGAGAGGGAUUUUCAGAGACCUCAGAGAAUGCCCUUAAAGUAACUAAUCUGUUCAAGUUACAAAAAUGAAGUAAGUCAUUAUAGUUAGUUAUAGUACCUAUGGGCUUGAGUUUAGAAGUUUCUUUUCUGGGUUGAUUGUUUUUCGUACUUGACUCAUUUAAUUGGAAUCUGUUUUAAAAAGUGGCUUAGAAAAGAAAACUGGAUUUACUCUUUAUAGAAAUAAACCUAGUUUUGCACUUGGACACUAUUUUAACUUAAGUAUUAUUUUCACUAUUUUUUCUUGUAUUGUGUGUAACUUCUAAAGCCAUUAUCUGUUGGUUAAAAACAAAUACUGUGGGUUUGUUUGGUGGGGUUUCUUUUAGUUAAAUGCAGUAUUGGUAGAUAAGAAUGUAAGGUGAAGGGUCUGGAGCACAAGUCUAGUAAGGAGCAGCUGAGGGGCCUGGGGUUGUUUAGCCUGGAGAAGAGGAGGCUGAGGGGGGACCUCAUUGCUCUCUACAGCUCCCUGAGAAGAGGCUGUAGUGAGGCAGGUGUUGGUCUUUUCUCCCAAGUAACAAGUGAUAGGAUGAGAGGAAAUGGCCUCAAGUUGCACCAGGGGAUGUUUAGAUUGGAUAUUAGGAAAAAUUUCUUUAGUGAAAGAGUGGUGAAGCACUGAAACAGGCUGCCCAGGGAAGUGGUUGAGUCACCAUCCCGGGAGGCGUUCAAAAAAACAUGUAGGCAUGGCACUUUGGGACAGGGUUUAGUAGGCACAGUGGUGUUGGGCUGACAGUUGGACUUGAUUGUCUUAGAAUCAUAGAAUCGUUAAGGUUGGAAAAGAGUUCUGUGAACUAAUCUUUGCUGAAGCGGGGGGGGGGGUUGGCUAACUUAUUUUAAAAUGUAAAUAUAAUAAACUACUUAUUAUUCAGAUGCUGUAUUCUCUCUGCUCAGUUUUGCUGGUGAUGGUCAUCUGUAGAAGG
Molecule: messenger RNA, 2662 nt
Organism: Cuculus canorus (common cuckoo)
Lineage: Eukaryota; Metazoa; Chordata; Aves; Cuculiformes; Cuculidae
Gene: DDX43
Product: DEAD-box helicase 43
Exons: 16
Coding region: 169-1752 (527 amino acids)
Molecular function (GO): RNA binding; RNA helicase activity; ATP binding
Source: RefSeq, a predicted model, not a curated record